Molecule: messenger RNA, 1902 nt
Organism: Serendipita indica DSM 11827
Lineage: Eukaryota; Fungi; Basidiomycota; Agaricomycetes; Sebacinales; Serendipitaceae
Source: the annotation of a GenBank genome assembly
AUGUCCUCGCACGCAGCUGCCCCGUCCUCAACUGCAUCCUCUUCCUCCUCAGGUGGUGGUCAUGGAUCCGCAGGGGGAGGCUCUACCCCCUCCCACCUCAAUAGCCCAUAUCGUGCUUACCAACUCUGGCAACGCGCGACAUACCCCAAGCAGGUUUGGAUCUUUGUUGGCAGUGGGCUUGGACUUCUCGUCCUCUGCAACAUCAUCUAUCUCCUACGCGUCAGAUCACGCAAGAAUGCUCUCAUGCGUAAGAGCACCGCGGGCCCUCGUGGUGACCCAGAGAAGAACGCCACUUCGUCGACCACCUCCUCAUGGAACCGAUUCUUCGGUGCUGCAGAUGCCGCUUUCAAGAUUACGGCGUUUCGGUGGACUAUUCCCUAUGGACGCAACUACGUCCUGUCUCUCAGCGAGGUAUUCUUCACCGUCGGCUACCUCGCUGCACUUCUCAUCUGGAGCUUUGUUCACUCUCAUGGUGCUCAAGCGGGUUUCUGGGCCCAACGUACUGGUGCCAUCGCCUACCCCCAGUUUAUGCUCCUCCCUCUUCUUGCUGGCAAGAACAAUCUCAUCACUCUCGUCACCGGCCUCAGCUACGAGAAGAUCAACAUUAUGCACCGUGCAGUGGCUCGAACGUUGUUUAUCCUCAUCCUGUUGCAUACCUUCCAGAAAGUCGAGACGUUCACUCCCCCCAAGCUUGCCGCUGAAAAGUAUCUGACCGGCACCAUGGCCACGGUUGCCUUUGGCGCCAUCUUCCUCACCUCUCUGCGACCCGUUCGCACUCAUGCCUUUGAAUUCUUCUUGAUCAUGCACAUUUGCCUCGUGGCAAUCUUCCUCUCUGGAAUAUAUUUCCAUCAGCCCAAGGAUGCUAUCUAUGUGUGGCUCUUCAUCGCGUUCUGGCUAUUCGACCGUGUCUCUCGUGGAUUGAGGAUGAUCUUCAUCAACCGCGGCAGCCCGACCUCCACCGAGGCCAUCGUGGAAAACGUCUCACGCGACUCAAUCAAACUCGUUCUCCCCAACCGCCAUAUCACGUGGAAGGCUGGCCAACAUGUGUUCCUCAUUUUGCCUGGUGUCUCCACUAUCCCCGUCGAAGCCCAUCCAUUCACGAUUGCCAACAUUCCAGACCGUGAUCAGAACGGAAGAGCACGUCCAACAGACCUCGUCUUCUACAUCCGAGCCAUGGACGGCUUCACAAGGAAACUGCACGACUACGCUGCCAUCAACCACGCAAAAUCUGUGGUUGCACUGGUCGACGGGCCAUAUGGUGGCUCUGGAGUCUCGUUUACACUUCCUCUCCUCUUGGACAUCAUCUCGGCUGCUCGUCGACAGGCCACGCCUGUGAAACGGGUUGUAUUUGUAUGGACCGUAAAGACAUACGAGGACCUCCGCUGGGCUUCGGAAGCUAUCGCUACCGCCACGCACAACGCACCGUCAACCCUAAAUCUGGACCUCCGAAUUCACGUCUCGCGUGCCAACCCUCUGGUACCGUCUCUUAGUAUGUCAGGCUUGAAGAAGGAUGUUAGUGGCAGCGGUCCUCUUUCCCCCAUCUCGCCAACCGAAAAAUCGCCUAUUGAGAAGGAUACGGGCAGCCCCAUCAAAGGCUCUUCCCGUGCAGAGAUCAUCACCACUCUUGCUGAAGAUGCGUCAACUCAUGAAGGACACCUGGCGGCUGCCAUGAGUCAUCUCAAGACCUUGGUUGGUCGACCGGAUAUCUCCUCCAUCAUCCAAGAAGAGAUUCAAGCUUCCACGGGUCCCGUCUCCGUCAAUGCGUGCGGCCCGGCUCGCUUGACCAAAGCGGUCCGUGCUUCACUCACGUCUGGAGCUGCUGGUCCAUCGGCCAUGCUCCAUGGCGGCGUGCCCGUCUCGAUGUACAUUGAAAACUUUGGUGCCGUCAGAUCAUCUUCCUAG